Thamnophis sirtalis is the source of this 1545-nucleotide messenger RNA. It is a transcript of the gene EVA1B, whose product is annotated as eva-1 homolog B. The record is from RefSeq and is a predicted model, not a curated record. Lineage: Eukaryota; Metazoa; Chordata; Lepidosauria; Squamata; Natricidae.
CCCCCGGCCGCCCCGCCUGUCCCACUCGCUUUCUGUCCCGUCUCCCCCCCGGACUGGCCCCGCGCGCGUCUCCGCCGAAACGAGCGCCCCUUUCCACUCGCACCAGACGGUCGGUCGGCUCGGCUCCUCAGCCCCGGCCGGAUCCUCCCGCGGGCCCUGCCUCCCUUGCCGCGAUGGGGAGCCGACGGCCACAGCCUUGAAGGUAACAGGUACCACAAAGGCAUCGACUAUGGAAGCGGAUGGCGAAGGGGAAAUGGAACUCCUGAGUAGCAGCAUUGCAGCCUAUGUGCACAUCCGAGAUAACCUGGAGAGUGUGGGCCUCUACUUUGUGCUGGGUGUCUGUUUUGGUCUGGUGCUGACACUCUGCCUUCUGGUCAUUCACAUCUCAUGGCACCCUCAAGCCAUUCCACACAAGCGCCGAAAGAGCCUGCAGGACUCGAGUGAGGAUGAGGAGGAGGAAGAGGAGGAGGAGGAAGAGGAGGAAGACACAACCAACCACUCACUUGCUGUCCCCCCCUUAGCCAUGACAGAGCUGCCCCUGGUAUCCCCCAGCACCCCGGAUGGAACCCUCACAAUCAACGUCUUUGCUUCGGCUGAGGAACUGGAACGUGCCCAGCGCCUGGAGGAGCGCGAGAGGAUCCUCAGAGAAAUUUGGCGUAAUGGGCAACCGGACGUUCUGGGAACUGGGACUGGGACCAUUGGGAGAGUCCAUUACUAUUGACCAACCUCUUCUUUCAUCCCUAAACUGAGUAGGCAACUGUCCUACACUCCUUGAGGCACUGCGACAGUCACGGACCUUGAACGAAGGGAUAAUGGCCGGUGGGAGAGGUCUUCCCCAGUGUGAGUGAUUCUGACUGGGAGCACCACACAGAGCAUGGGUGGAGAGCUUCCAGGACUAUGUCAGGGACACUAAGGGGUUCACUCCCAGGUACCUGCUUCUCUGACCCUGUGGGGGUGGGGAGGAAGGGAGUCUGUCAUGGGUUCUGGAAAGUCCUCAUGGCACCCCUGAUGGAUCUGGGAGAGAGAAGGCUUGAGGGAUUUUGGGCCUGCUUGGUGGAAGGAUGCAAGAUCUUUGGAAGUAAAGCCUCCAACCGCUGAAGAAGCUGGGUUCAGUAUGAACAGCCCUGCCCAAUCUUAGCUGAGCUGAGUUCAGGGCUGGCGUUAUGCCCAGGGCUGUGCUCUGCACCCUCUCUCUUCCCACAGCAGGUGGGCAGACUCUUCUCCCAACUUUCCAUACCCCCCCACACAGAUAUAAUUCCUUAUCUAAAGUACUGUAUGUUAUCUCAGGCUACUCUCCUACAACAUGGUGACUCCUGGAGUUUCCUCUGCAGUGGGAUUUCUUAUUUCCUCAGAGGGGUUCAGCAGUGGGAAGCUGCCUCUAGCAGACUGAAGAUGGAGCUGACAGAGACCGGCUGCAGGGUCCCCAUGCCCAGACAUUUUGUUCUGUUAGCUCCCCACUGCCUACAAGGGUUAACCGAUUGGUAGCAAAUAUUCCAUUUAGUGUGUAAAACUUUGCCUUAUCUUUUAUAAAACAGAAUUAUUCCA